AUGAUGUUUGGAUCUUAUAAAAAAUAUUUUUUACAAUUUGCUGCUGCUACGCCCGCUUUGCUGACUGUGUUAUCAUUUGCAACUCAUCUGGGAUGGACCUCACCAGCUUUACGCCAAUAUUUAUCCGGAGAAGCACCAAUAACAUUAACAAGCGAUGAAGGCUCAUGGUUCGUAUCAAUUAUCAGUAUUGGUUGUAUUGCAGGCCUGCUAGGAAUGAUGUUAACAUCCAAUAUUGUUGGACGUAAAUUAACAAUGGUAGUGGUCACUGUUCCAUUACUUGCGGGAUGGCUAUUAAUAAUAAUCGCAAAAAAUGUCACGGUAUUAUAUAUUGCACGAUUAAUAGCCGGUUUUGGAAUGGGCAUGUCAGCAACGGCUGUUCCAAUUUAUACCGGUGAAAUAGCAACAGAUGAUUUACGCAGCGCAUUAAGUUCAAGCUUUCAAAUAAUGUUAGCAUCUGGACCAAUAAUUGAAUAUUCGAUAGUACCAUUUAUGACAGUAACCAAUACAGCGGCACUAUCAGCCAUAUUACCCUUGGUUAUUCUGUUGAUGAUUUACUGGAUGCCAGAAUCUCCAUACUAUUUACUAAUGAAGAACAAAGAAGAUGAAGCGAAAAAAGUUCUAAGUAAGUUACGUGGCAGUACUGAAGUGGAUAAUGAAUUAUCAUUAAUGAAAAAAACAGUAAAAUAUCAGAUGGCAAAUCGGAGUACAUUUAUUGAACUCUUCAGAAGGCGAAAUAAUCGACGUGGUUUAUUUAUCAUGUUUGGAAUGUACACAAUUCAAGCUUCUUGUGGAACAGUAGUAAUAUUAUUUUAUGCGCAUGUUAUUUUUGAAAAAAUACACUUUGAUAAAGUCUCACCCAAUAUUUUAGCACUAUUAAUGAUUAUAUUACCGUGUGUUUCAAGUUGCAUAUCCACUGGCUUAGUGGAACAUAUUGGAAAGAAACCGUUAUUAAUUGUAUCGUUAACUUUAUGUUUUCUGUGUAUGUUAUGUAUCGGCCUAUUUUUUCAUUUCCAAUCGUUAUCGUAUGACGUAAUGUCAAUUAGUUGGUUACCUGCAAUGUGUUUAAUUGGUUUUAAAUUCGUUCAUGGAUUGGGAAUUGCUGGUAUACCAUUCAUACAAUUAGGUGAAUUAUUUUCAGCGAAUAUUAAGGUACAUGCGGUCUGUACAUGUAAAUGUUACUUAUUCAUUUUACAUUUUUGCUCGAAUAAAUUAUUUCAAAUAUUGUCAGAUAAUUUAGGUUUUUUUGUACCAUUUUAUAUAUUUGCUGGAUUUAGUUUAUUUGGUGUUGUGUUUACAAUUUUUUGCGUACCAGAAACAACAGGAAAAUCAUUACAUGAAAUACAACUACUAUUAGGUGCGAAAUAUGCAGAUGAUGCAAAUGCGAUGAAUAAUACGCAAAUAAAGGAUGUUAAAGUUAAUGGGACUGAAACGAAUGGAGAAAAUAAUUUACAGCUUAAAGAGGUUAAAGUUAAUGGUACUAAUAAGAAUGGUAUUAAAGUGGAUAAUCGUACAACAAAGUGUUAAUUAGUAAAUAAAUUUUAGAACUUUUUCUUAGAUACUUCUAUUCCAUCAAAAUUACGUAAAAUGCGUAAAUUAAAGUGAAGUUCACAGUUCUUGGCACACGCAUUUUGAUGGUUUGUGUUGACCUAAGGUACAGAAAGUUGAUGUCCAAGUAUAAAUCCUCAUCCGCUAAGUAUGAUCAUGUUAACUGAGUCAUACUUAAUAAUUAAUAUUGGC
Messenger RNA from Chrysoperla carnea, 1737 nucleotides. RefSeq names its product facilitated trehalose transporter Tret1-like. Gene Ontology annotation, biological process: transmembrane transport. The record is from RefSeq and is a predicted model, not a curated record. NCBI's taxonomy places the organism in Eukaryota, Metazoa, Arthropoda, Insecta, Neuroptera, Chrysopidae. The transcript is spliced from 2 exons. The coding region runs from base 1 to 1524 and encodes 507 amino acids. Gene Ontology annotation, cellular component: membrane. Gene Ontology annotation, molecular function: transmembrane transporter activity.